Molecule: messenger RNA, 912 nt
Organism: Paramecium primaurelia
Lineage: Eukaryota; Ciliophora; Oligohymenophorea; Peniculida; Parameciidae
Source: the annotation of a GenBank genome assembly
AUGUAAAAAGUAAAGAUUAUUCUUAUCAAUUCAGAACGAUUAUGGUUUUGAUGUUGAUGAAAAAUUGAAGGAAAUUCAUAAUAAACAUUCUGAUGAGGCAAUUAAAUUGAAAGAAGAAGAUGACCAAGAAGUUGGCUGUGGUUAAGAAGAUGAGACUAAUGUAUGUGUUUACCUACUAUUCUAUUAGAUUAAGCUGGAGCUAGGGGAGCCAAAUAGGCUGCAUAAAGUGUCGUGUUUUAAGAAGAAAAGGUUUCUUUGCCUGUUGCUUAAAUUCCAAAUGAUUAUUCAAAUUUAUAAGUAGGUGCAGAAGUCAAAUAAUUGUUUGAGUUUAUAGCUAGGUAUUUCCAUUUUUCAUUUAAGUUACAACUAUAUAAAGUUCCUUAAAUAGUUUUGGAUGCAAUAUUAAAGCCAUUUAUUCCAGAUUAUGCACCUGAGACAAUUGGUUUAUUUACAUUAGUAAUCUAAUUAUAUAUAUAAUUGAAGGAUUAAUCUGCUAUAAAUCAAUCCUAAAUUAGAUUUACCGAUGAGAGAAAUGUAAAAGUAAUAAAUAGGGGCAAAAAAUACUACUAUUUAUCCUAUAAAAAAUUAACAACCCAAAGGAAAUUACAGAUUAUUGAUGUAGCAGAAAUGCAUAAAAAAUAGUAACCUUCAUCUGUUUCAUAUUCUAAAUUAUGCUUGAUAUUGAAGAAUUAAUGUAAGUCUGGCCGUUAGAAAUCGAAGACUUAUUCUAAAGCACUUAAUUACAGGGUGACACACAUGGGUUUAUAAGAAUAUUGUUAAUUUCUCAUGCAAUUUGUUAGAUGUACUUAUUUAUUAAAUUAAUAACAAUAAAAAAAUCAUAGAGUCUUUGCAUUUUUUAUUGGCGUUGUUUUCAGAAUUCAAAAAAAAUUAACUUUUUCGACAAAACAAUGA